Molecule: messenger RNA, 1443 nt
Organism: Lasiodiplodia theobromae
Lineage: Eukaryota; Fungi; Ascomycota; Dothideomycetes; Botryosphaeriales; Botryosphaeriaceae
Product: Signal peptide-containing protein
Exons: 1
Coding region: 1-1443 (480 amino acids)
Source: RefSeq, a predicted model, not a curated record
AUGUCGAUCGCCCGCGGCAUCCAGUCCGCCAUCUUCUUCUACCUGUCGUGCGCGCCAUGUGUUGGCAUGGCUCACCAGCGCCGACUGAAGAAGGAAGCCCGCCGUGACCGUAUAGAAAAGGCCGCCCUGCAGCUCGAGUCGCCGGACGCCUACCGCCAUCCGGACCCCUCGUCGACCAAUCCCCACUGGAACGAGGAGAUCGCAUUGGGUCCGGGUCCACCACCGCGAGGAAAGAAGAGGAACAAGCGGAACAUCGGAACUGCAGGAUCGGCAAGAAGCCGAGUGAACAGCGACUUUGAUGGGGAUGGCGUGGCUGGUAUCGAGAUGAGCGUGUCGCCCGGCGCCUCCGACACUACGUUGAACGACGCCCGCUGGGACACGCGCAGAGACGAGAGGGAAGACGACGAUACGUGGGGCGCCGAAACAAUAAGUUCAAGAGGUGGCAUGAGGUUGUCGAGCAGCGCAGGCUCCGCCACGGGCUUGGUCCCUCUCAGCAGGCCCAGCACUGGACGAUCGGCCAGCGAAAGCUACUACACCCCCCGUCCGCCUCCAGUCAACGAUUACCACCCUCCCGUCGUCAGCGCACUUGCUCCCCACGCCGGCGCCAACAGUUGGAUGCUUGCACCGCCGCCAAGCGCAAAGGUCAUGAGCGGGAAGAAAAAAUCAUCCAGCAGCAGAAGCGGGAGUCGUGCGAGCAGCCGCAGUCACGUUAGCUUACGGCGGGAAGUGAGCCAGAGAGGCAUUGCCGAGAAGAUGAAGAGGGGCGAGACCCCGGAGGUGCCUCCAGUCUCAAGGGGCAGCUCAUAUGUCAGGGAGUCCAAGUCGACGCACGGGAGCCCAAAGGCUACCUUGUCUCCAACUCUGUCGGCCAAGAAGUUCAGCCAUGAGCGCAGGUCCGUAGCGGAAGACUCGGAUGCGUCAGACGACAGCAUGCCACGCGACAAGAGGCAUGACUCAGGCAACCACCUUGCUAUCAUCUCCCCGAACGUUGAGCGCGGAUCCCCAAAAAACAACAACUCGACCAAGCAGAGAUUAUCGACUGUGCAUUCAGGAGAGUCCCUGGUUAAGCGACCAAACACGGUCCGAGCGUCGACGCAAAUGGGGCUCAAAACCUCCGUGCUGCAUAAGGAGAACAUUAGCGAACUCCCUGUGAGAUCCAAAACGACCAGGGCCGCGAAGAAACCGACCCCUCUGGUCAUCCGCGAUAGCUCCCUCAACCUCCUCCAGGAACUCGUCUCUCCCAACGCGCUGCUGAACUCUCAAUUCGUCAAGUCCCCAACUCUGGAAGCCAGGAUACAGCUACCGCCCACCGACUCGUCGGAAGAGCUUCAACUCCGGUCGCUCAGCCCCUGGUUUCCUUCUGAUGACUUCAUAGCGGCAGGCGACGAUUCCGGCUCCGACUAUGCGCAAAACCCUCGCCUCCGGUGGAGCAUGGAUAUCUGA